AGAGAGAGGGAAAUGCAGGCUGCAGGUUUAGAUGUUUGUGGGAACAUUGUGGGACGAGGAGCCAACGAGAAGAGCAGCGUUGGCAUUAACCAUCACCAGCACCAGCACCAGCACCAGCACCAGCACAGAGAGAUGGCACCCGCCAGAGCUGACAGUGAGAACAACCCGGGGAGCCAUAACCCUCCGAACCACAACCCGCCCAAGAUCCUGCCAGUGUCGGGGAAACUGGAGCAGGCGAUGCAGAACAACUCAGGCCUUGUUCGUCCCUCUGCCUUCAAGCCGGUGGUUCCCAAGAGCUUCCACUCCAUGCAGAACCUGGUGGGCCAGGCAGGAGUGGCUGGGAGCGAGGGCAAGACUGAGGCAAGGAGUGAAGGGUUCAGUGAGAGCAGAGGAGGCAGGAGAGGAAGGGAUGGAGCGGGAGGAGAAUCAGGAGGGGUCCCAGAGGCCCUGCUCCUGGACCAGGACAGCCCAGUGAGGGUCAGCAGAACUGAGGGCGGGGGAAACGGUAUUGAAGUGGUUCAGGGAGGGAUGUCUGACUCAGGGAGGAACUCCCUGACCAGCCUGCCCACCUAUACGGGCUUGGGGUCCGGUUGUGGGCCCCCGGCAGUCCUAGGGCCUCUCAGUGCUUCCACCAGCCACAUCAACAGGUUGGGCAUGGUUGGGGCAGCUGCAGGCCUCGAAAAGCUUGAAAAGCCUGGCUACCAGAACGGGCUCAGCGCCUCAGACAGUGGCCGGUCCUCCUCGGGGAAAAGCUCCUCGUCCUAUCAGAGGCUGAGCCACCUGAGUGACGCCCCAGCACCUCUACGCCCCUCCCCCUCGUCCGAUGACAUCAUACAGGACCUCGAGGACCGCUUGUGGGAGAAAGAGCAAGAGGUGCAGCAUAUGCGCAGAAAUCUGGACCAAAGUGAGGCUGCAAUCAUUCAGGUGUUUGAGGAGAAGCAACGUGUCUGGGAGCGACAGAUGGACGAGCUGAGACAGAACUACGCUUCGCGUCUGCAGCAGGUUACCCGUCGGGCUCAGCGCUCCCAGACGGCCCUGCAGGCCCAGAUUGGCCGUCUGUCCCAGGACAAGAGGAGGCUCCAGGAGGAGAUGGCGGCUCUGUUGGCCCAGAGAGAGGAUCUGGAGAGAAAGUGUCUGGAUUACAGGAAGGAGCAGGCUGACAUCUUGCCUCGUCUGGAGGAGACCAAGUGGGAGGUGUGUCAGAAGGCGGGAGAGAUCUCCCUGCUGAAGCAGCAGCUGAGGGAGAGUCAGGCGGAAGUGACCCAGCGAGCUGGAGAGAUGGUGGCCCUGAGAGGCCAGCUGAAGGAGCUCAAUGCCCAGCUGAGGGAGCGGGAGGAGACCAUGCUGGGCCUGAAGGACUCCUACAGCACCAAGAGUGUGGAGCUGGAGAAGUGUGAGGGAGAGCUGAGGAGGACUCUGUCAGAGGUGUCCAUCCUUAGAGAGAAGCUGGGUGUAUUUGAGGCAGAGGUGCUUAGUUUAAAGCGGGCUCUGAGUGAAGUGAGCAGAGGAGCAGAAGUUGUCGUGAGCCCUAACUUAGCUGCGGCCGGACUCUUGCCACCGUGGGGACUGGUCCACUGCCCACGAAAUCCCUCUGAGCCCUCAAUUAACUCUCUCACCCCCACAUCUGACGCCCUGCUGAGUCUUCAGAGUGAUGAAGCCAAAGCCCAAAGGCAGGAAGCUCAGAGGCAGCAACGCGAAGAAGCUCAGUGGCGCGACGUGCAGCAGCGGCAAGAUGCCAACAUGCAGCAGGACAUCCGAAUGCGCCAGGAUGCCCAAAUCCGACCGGACGCCCAACUGCGCCAGGAGGCCCAGCUUCGUCAGGAGGCUCAUCUCCGCCACGAAGCCCAGCUACGGCAAGAAGCGCAGCUCUGCCACGAGGCACAAAUGCGCCAAGAGGCCCAGCUACGUCACGAGGCGCAACUGCGUCAGGACGGCCACCAGCCACAGCGGGGCCAGGAGGGUCACUGGGACGAGGCUGGGGAGCUGCGCAGGCAGCUCGAGCAGCUGCAGGCCGCGUUGCGCCUGGAGCGGCAGCAGCGGGACCGGCAGGCCCUCAACUUCGACCAGGAGCGACACACCUGGCAGGACGAGAAGGAGCGGGUUUUGAAAUACCAGGCACAGCUGCAGCUCAGCUAUGUGGAGACGCUGCAGAAGAACCAAGCCUUAGAAAAACGUAUGAGCCAGCUGGGAGCCAAACCAAACACCACGUCCACCACCACCACUAUCACCACUACCACCACCACCUCCCCGACCUCCUCCAAUUCUCCGCCUCCACCACCGGCCCUCUCCCCUCUGUCUCCUCAGUCUCCACCCGCUCUCGCUGGCCCCAUCGCCCUCACCAUCUCCCCUCCGUGUGAAGACCAGAAGGGCCCUCCGUCUCUCCACCAGCUUGCCAAUCCCUGGGCAGGACCCUCACGCCUGGAGAGGAUAGAGUCCACUGAGAUAUAG
This is a messenger RNA of Cyclopterus lumpus (lumpfish), 2448 nucleotides long. It is a transcript of the gene lzts3b, whose product is annotated as leucine zipper, putative tumor suppressor family member 3b. NCBI's taxonomy places the organism in Eukaryota, Metazoa, Chordata, Actinopteri, Perciformes, Cyclopteridae. Gene Ontology annotation, cellular component: dendritic spine. Bases 13 to 2448 code for a protein of 811 amino acids. The record is from RefSeq and is a predicted model, not a curated record. The transcript has 7 exons. Gene Ontology annotation, biological process: regulation of dendritic spine morphogenesis.